AUGGCAUUUUCCGUGACACAUUGCAUCCAAGCUCAUGCGGGAGCUGCGCAUGUUGCGAGAUUCAAUGCAGGUGGCAGAUAUCUACUGACGGGUGGUAGUGACCAGCAGAUUCAUCUGUGGAAUGCGAGGACCGGUGUGAGCGAUGAGCUAGACACGAAAGGACGCUCUGCCUGCAUCCAGCGGUACAGCGCACACUCCUAUGAAGUUCUAUGCCUGGACAUUGCCCCGGACAGUCUACGUUUUGCAAGUGCUGGACCAGACCGCGCUAUUAUGCUAUGGGAUGUAGCGACAGGUCAAGUGUUCCGUCGCUUUCACUCGCAUACGGGUCGGAUCCAUGACGUGAAAUUCGGUGGCGCACGGGAAGAAGGAAGCUUAUUGUACGCUGCUGGGAGUGAUAAGGUACUGCGAGCUUUUGACUUGCGUGCCUCGAAUGCAUGGCGCCCUAUUUUUGAGGCACGGGAAGCCCACGAUGCCAUUUUGACCCUGGCGCUGACACCAGGCAGUGUUCAUACGGGAUCAGUGGACGGUGUACUUCGGACAUAUGACGUGCGUAUGGGCGAAUUACGCUCUGAUACUCUCGAUGAGCCUAUAACGUCACUGACACCUGGCAAAGACGGUGUCACAAUGCUGGUUUCUCAGCUUGCCUCUACGCAUCGUCUCAUGGAUUUGGCGGAUGGAACGCAGCUUCAAUGCUUCCGAGGACAUACCCAAACAUCCUUCCGUUGUCACUCCGAUAUGACGCUCGAUGAAGCUUUGGUGAUCAGUGGUGAUGAGACGGGACAUCUAUUUGCUUGGGAUAUUCUCAGUGGCCGAAAAAAGUGGGAUGCUCGUCCUGACUUCCGUGGAAGUGCACGGCAUCGACGAGCACCCAAUGUGCCGGUCACGAUGCUAUGGACAGAGGCAGGACCAGAUGCGCAAGACCCACAAGUCGUCACGGCAUCUUCUUGUGGUACGGUGCACAUUUGGUCGCGUUAA
Malassezia restricta is the source of this 975-nucleotide messenger RNA. RefSeq names its product mitogen-activated protein kinase organizer 1. Gene Ontology annotation, cellular component: catalytic step 2 spliceosome. The record is from RefSeq and is a predicted model, not a curated record. The transcript has a single exon. NCBI's taxonomy places the organism in Eukaryota, Fungi, Basidiomycota, Malasseziomycetes, Malasseziales, Malasseziaceae. Gene Ontology annotation, molecular function: protein binding. The coding region runs from base 1 to 975 and encodes 324 amino acids. Gene Ontology annotation, biological process: mRNA splicing, via spliceosome.